Molecule: messenger RNA, 2262 nt
Organism: Dryobates pubescens (Downy woodpecker)
Lineage: Eukaryota; Metazoa; Chordata; Aves; Piciformes; Picidae
Gene: DDX4
Product: DEAD-box helicase 4
Exons: 17
Coding region: 1-2262 (753 amino acids)
Biological process (GO): cell differentiation; gamete generation
Cellular component (GO): P granule; nucleus
Molecular function (GO): RNA binding; RNA helicase activity; ATP binding
Source: RefSeq, a predicted model, not a curated record
AUGGACAAGCGUCUGAACGGGACCAUCACUAAAGCACAGAAGCGCCCAGAUACUCUGAAUCUGCCUUUUCGCGAGUUGCUUUUUCCUCCCACAUGGACCUUGACUUUUCCGACCCCGCCGCUCCGCCACACAGCGAGCGAGGCGCACCAUACACCUCUCAACCUUUUCCGCCCACAGAAACAGCAGCCACAGGCGGGUCAAAGCUUCGGCAGAAACCUGCCCUGGCCCAGCAGCGGCGCACAGGCGCACUCCCAGCGGCCCAACCGUGAGGCCGCUCGACCCCCACUACAGGCAGUGCCGCAGGCGCCCCGCCGGCUAGGUGCGCUCCUAUUGGCUGGCAGGCGAGGCACGCGACGGGGCAGCCACUGCACGUGGCAGAGGCGUUAUCGCAGGUACCAGGCGGAGGAGACAUUUUCCUUGGUCGGAGCCGCGGCGCGGCGGGAAGGAGGUCCCUCCAGAUACAGCAUGUUCCAGGAGGACUGGAAUACAGACGUGGGGGAUGAGGCAUCAUCAGUCCUCCCACUCUUUGAGGAGGCUGCGUUCUCUGGAAGACAAAAUGGCCCCUUGUCUGACUUCCAGACAGGUGAAGGUCUGAGUGUAGGCUCAUUCGGUACUGCUGCUGAAAAUCAGAAUAGAUGGCGUGAGCCAGUGAGUACAUUUGGUAAUGGAAGGAAUUCUGCAAACAGAGGUGUUAGAGGUGAGCAAAGAAACAGACCUCAGUGUGGCAAUUUUGGUGGCUCUAGAAGAAGAGCGUUUGAAGGUUCUGCAGCAAUUAAUGUUGGAAUGCUUUCCAUAGCAGUACCUUACAAAGACAACGAAGAAAAAGGUUCUGAAAAAGGUCCAAAGGUGACUUAUGUGCCGCCUCCUCCUCCUGAUGAUGAAAAUUCCAUCUUUGCACAUUAUGAGACAGGAAUUAAUUUUGACAAGUAUGAUGAAAAUGUUGUCGAAGUGUCAGGACUUAAUGCUCCAGCACCAUUACUGAAUUUUGAAGAAGCUAAUUUCUGUCAGACUUUAAAGAGGAACAUUGCUAAAGCUGGAUACUCUAAACUUACUCCGGUGCAGAGGUACAGCAUUCCAAUUGUACUGUCAGGACGGGAUUUAAUGGCAUGUGCCCAAACAGGAUCGGGAAAGACUGCAGCUUUCCUUCUGCCGAUUGUGUCUGUCAUGAUGAGAGAUGGUGUAACUGCCAGUAGCUUUAAAGAGCAGCAAGAACCAGAGUGUAUUAUUGUCGCCCCAACUAGAGAGCUGAUAAAUCAGAUCUUCCUAGAAGCAAGAAAAUUUGUGUAUGGAACUUGUAUAAGGCCUGUUGUGAUGUAUGGUGGUACACAAACAGGUCAUUCAAUUCGGCAGGUAAUGCAAGGCUGUAAUAUACUAUGUGCCACUCCAGGAAGGCUUCUGGACAUCAUAGAAAGAGACAAGAUUGGUUUGCAGAAUGUGAAAUACUUGGUACUAGAUGAAGCAGACCGCAUGCUUGAUAUGGGAUUUGGCUUAGAUAUGAAGAAGUUGGUUUCUUACCCAAGCAUGCCAUCCAAAGAUGAACGCCAGACACUGAUGUUCAGUGCCACUUUUCCUGUAGAAGUUCAGAGGCUGGCUGGUGAAUUUUUGAAAUCUAAUUAUUUAUUUGUUGUUGUUGGACUCGUGGGUGGAGCUUGCAGCGAUAUUCAGCAAAAUAUUCUUCAGGUUCCUGAGUAUUCCAAGAGGGAUAAACUCAUUGAAAUUCUGCAAAGCAUAGGUCAUGAACGAACCAUGGUAUUUGUGGGCAGAAAGAUAAAAGCAGACUACAUUGCAGCCUUUCUUUGUCAAGAAAAAAUAUCAGCCACUAGCAUCCAUGGAGAUAGAGAACAGAGAGAGAGAGAAUUAGCUCUUCAGGAUUUUCGCUCUGGAAAGAGUCCAGUUCUUGUGGCAACUUCAGUGGCAGCAAGAGGUCUGGAUAUUGAAAACGUUCAACAUGUUAUUAAUUUUGAUCUUCCCUCCACCAUUGAAGAGUAUGUACACCGAAUUGGACGAACUGGUCGCUGUGGAAAUACAGGCAAAGCAGUUUGCUUCUUUGAUAGUACUUCAGAUGGCCAUCUUGCACAACCUCUAGUGAAGGUGCUUUCAGAUGCCCAUCAGGAAGUUCCUUGUUGGUUGGAAGAGAUUGCUUUUGGUUUUCAAGAAGGAGUCUUUACAACAGUUAAUACACAAAAGAACUACAGAAGUGGAGGCAAUGUGAACCCAGGAGAAAAGAAGUAUUCUGCAAGUGAAUUGGAGUCAUGGGGUUAA